UGGUUCCAUGACGCAAACAGGGAAGACAACAUGGCGGAAGACAAUGAUUCCACAUAAACAAACAAUUUAUAAUGAAAAUGAAAACGUGUAUCCCUUACCUUAAUUUGACAGUUGUAAGAAAAGAUACUAUGAUUUCAAAAGAAAUGUCGUAAUAAAAUGGGAGGAAAACAAAGUACAAACACUCCAAGGGGUCGAACUUUUUCUGGAAGUGCUCCUGGAACAAGUCAUGGUGCUUCUGAAAUGGGGUUGUCUGGCACAGCUAAUGGCGCUCGUCAGAGAGCACGAAGUCUUGGUGCAUUUGUUGCAGGUUCUUCAAUGGGGAUUCCAAAUGGGAAUGGUGAUGCGAGAGGAGCUGGUUCUCCAGACUCGGAUUCUAGUACCCCUGAGGAUGGCCCCAUCUUUGGCAGAACUAACAUAGCACAUUCUUUACCAUUACAUUUAUUUGCCCUUCAUGGUAUAAAGUGUCCUGUGUGUUCCAAAUUUGUGCCCCCAGAUGAUUUGGAAUGUCACCUAGUCAUAUGUUUAACCAAACCUAGGAUUACUUAUAAUGAAGAUGUUCUUACAGAAGACAAAGGAGAAUGUGUGAUAUGUUUUGAUGAAUUAAAUCAAGGAGACACUAUAGCACGAUUACCAUGCCUAUGUAUAUAUCAUAAAGCGUGUAUAGACAAAUGGUUUGAAAGAAACAGAUCAUGUCCAGAACAUCCACAAGACUGAGACAAACAAUAAAACAGUAUACUUGGGCUUUCAUUUUUUAUACACAAGUCAUUACAGACUAUAAGAAGAAUUUUGUGUGAUGUGUGUUACGAUGGUAACAGAAAUGAUCUGAUAUAUACAAUAUGUAUAUUGAACAUUUAACACUAUUCUUAUAGUUCCUGAGAUGGUGCAUUUUGCAAAGAGAUACAUAGUAUAGCUAUUAGACAAAAUAUGAUACAAUGUUCAUCACAUGGUUAUAUUUUUGUUAAGAAAUAUCCACAAAAAAUUGCAAAGUCACAACAGUUAGAUAUAUCUAUUGAUGUAACUUGACAUUUACAGAACUUUUCAGCUACAACAUACAUUUGAGACCAGAGAAGACGCUGCUCACUUUGAAGUCAGAAUCCUCAAGUUAAGCAACCAACAAUCAAUCAAGUUUUUAAUGUGGGAUGUUUCAUUAUUAUAAAAAUAAAAAUGAGGAGAUGUGGUAUGAUAUCCACAAAGAUUAACAAAACAAGGAUGUUAACCACUGAUUAUAAACGGCCUUAUACAAUGAGCAAAACUUUUACCAUAUAGUCAGCAGUAACAGGUUCCAGGAUGAUAAAAUGUGAAAAACUCUAAAGAUCAGUUGGAAAGGGCUUGACUCAUCAUUGAAGCACUUUUUGAGAAAAUCUGUUUUAAAAGGGCCUUGACUAUUGCAAUAUUCUUGCAUUAAAAAAGUAGUAAAGUAAUAUAGUGUACCAAACCACUAAAUUGAUAUGCUUAUAUCUGCUCUGUAAAAGUGCCUUGCUGGAAUUAAAUGUAUGUUAUAAUUGAAGUGAUCUGAAUAAAGGCAUGUAAUAUUUUGCUUGAUUCAUUAUGUAACAAUUGUGUCUACAAAUAAACCUGGGUCUGGAUUCAAUUAGUGAAUUUGUUGCAGUUUUGAUAUUUAUUUAAUUCACAGCUAUACCGUGGAUUCAUUUAUUUUCGUGGAUUGAGGGAAAAUUGUAUUUUUAGGGAUAUUUGAUAUCAUGGUUUUGCGAGACAUAAAAGUCUAUAGAAAAUUUGUGGUUCACCUUGACCCAAGAAAUGCACAAAAGUUUGUAUCACAUGACUAAUGAUGAAUCCACAGUAUACAAUGGUAUAAUCAGUUGUCAGAAUCUUUUAUAUAUAUACACUGUAUUUAGAUUUGAGCUGAGUUCACAAUGUUUUACGUAAACUUCAUGUAUAACUGAUUGAACAGUAGAUGGAUGGAUGUGUACAUUUUUCUGUCAUUCUUUUUCUUAUAUCUAGUUUUGACCUGUCAAGUUACAAUUCAUACAUCAAAGAUAACAUCCUUGUAUUCAUGUUAUUUUUCUACUCGCCUAAGUCACAAAAUCUAGUUGGUUAACAGUGUUGUAUAGCAUUCAUGUAUGCUUUCUAAAUUAGUAAAAUCAAUGCAGUAUGAAAUGGAUCUGUAUACUUAUCUAGUUUUAUUUCUAUGUUCAGUGUUUUGUACAUCAACCUGAAACCAUACGAUUCUUAAAAGUCAUAUGACAUAUUUAGAAAAAAGAUUACUAAACUGUGAUGCUCAAUACCAGUUGACGUUAAUAUAUUCAUAGAAUAAAUUACAAACUUUAAAAAAAAAUUUUGAAUUUAGUACCUCAGAACCAGUAAAUAGAUUUUUAACAUGGCAAUAUAUUUUUAAACAUGUUGAAGGUCGGUUGAUAAUUUACUUGACUAAAAAAUGAGUAUUUGACAAAGACACCAAAGAGGUUAGAAAAGAUUACUUUUGAUAGUGAUAAUUAUUUGCAGUAUUUAUUUUAUGUUAAACACAUCUUUCAUUUUUAUUUUAUCAGAUACCUUAUUUUAUUGUGUAAAUUGUGGAUUAAUGUUUACUUUUAAUAGUGCGUUGUAUGACAUGUAUAAGUUAAUAGUGCAUUGUAUGACAUGUAUAAGUUUACAUGUAUUUCGUUUAUACUAUUUAACUCUAAAGGAUUUAAUGUUACAUUGUAAGCAGUGAGUUCAAUCUUUGUAAUCAAAAUUUUCUUCUUUUUAUUGCUGUACUGUCAGAUGUGUACAUCAGUUAUAUACAUUUUUGCCAUAUACAUAUUUGCUUUAUGCCAUUCUUAAUAUUUAAAAAAAAGUUUGUAGGUCUACACUUUUUUGAAUCAACAAAUAUUUUUGAGAAUUGAUAGUGCUAUAAAUUAUAUUCAGUGAGAGUGAAAAAAAAUUAAAUUUUAGUUGUUUUUUAUUGUUUUUUUCAGUUUGAGAGAGGUUUUUACAAAUAGGGCAAAAAUUAAAAAUAAGAUUUGCUAAAGUACCCCCCGAAAAAGUUGGAUCACAAAUUCACAAUCCAGAAAUUUAAAUAUUACAGCACAAUAUAGUAUACAUAUUUUUAUAGAAAAUUAACUUUAAAGGAAUGGGUUUGCAGACUUAUUUAAAAAAAAAAAAUAAACAUGUAAAAUUAUA
Messenger RNA from Mytilus californianus (California mussel), 3120 nucleotides. RefSeq names its product E3 ubiquitin-protein ligase ZNRF2-like. The transcript has 4 exons. The record is from RefSeq and is a predicted model, not a curated record. The coding region runs from base 157 to 714 and encodes 185 amino acids. Lineage: Eukaryota; Metazoa; Mollusca; Bivalvia; Mytilida; Mytilidae.